CAAAUUGUGAARCCGAAAGAAAGUUUUGAUUGUUUUUCGUGAAAAACUAUGCAGUGUUUAGUCGUUGGGCUGUGCCGUGGUAUUUUGAAUGUCUUACAAGUUCUUUUGUAGUUCGCCGAUAUGGGUAUUUAACUCCUCAAAAAGAAUCCAAGGUAUUCAAAGCGGCUUGUCUCUCUGAUCACAGCAAAUGACUUUGGUAGGUCAUACACUUCGUAUUAACUACAACAGGUUGAACAGUUUAUAUUUAGUCAUGUGCAACCCUCCUGGUGGGUCCACGCAACUCAGGAAACGUCAUCGCGGAUGUAUAUACGUCGGUGGUUAUAUAGUAGCCGGUACUUGGACUGUAGAGGCUAAACAAUUCUGCCAUACUAUUUCAUCAGUCGUCUGGACACUGUGAGAGGAUAUUAAUAAGGCUGUCGGCAGUUGCGCAUUGCAUUCGACUGCGCGACACAACAGUGAACGGAAGGAAGGCGUAUAAAUCGUGAUGGAAGAAAUACCGAAUUAUGUCAGUAUAUAAGAAGCAAAUUUAUGGACUGGCUUCACUGCAUCUAGGAGAUACCAAACUGCGAUAUGGACUUAUCAGCGUUAACGUUUGUCAUUGUAGCAUUCUUGACGCACUGUGCAAGCAAAGGGACCUCUUCUCCUGUUAACAGAAAAAUACGCCUCCACAGUGGCAUAAAAAAGACAAAAUCAAGAGCAAUCUCAGAACGGUCAUCGUCAGAACCUGUAGUUCGCGCGGCUGAUCUACCAACGAGGAGAUCGACGGUCAAGCCGCCCCCAGCUUCCCUGGAAGAACGUGUAAUUAUCUACUCAAAAACAGGCUACUUCCUUCAAAUCCCUUUUUCUGGAAAAAUACGUGGUAGUUUGGAUAAAAACAGCAAAUUUGUUCAACUGGUUAUGGAAGUAGUUUUUACAAGUGUGGUACGAAUUAAGGGUGAACACACAAAGAACUAUUUGGCAAUGAAUAGCGACGGGAAUCUUUAUGUAUCGAAAACUGCAAAUGAGGAAUGCCUUUUUAAAGAAACUAUGGAAAGGACAGAUUUCCACACAUUUGCGUCGUAUGCCUACAGCGGUAAAAAUGCWAUGAACUUAUCAGGCGAAUGGUACUUAGCAAUUAAGAGAAACGGCAAAGCAAGACAUGCUUUGAACACAACUAAAAGACAAAAAGCGACCCAAUUUUUGGUUGUUCGCCGAGGAAGCUGACAUCGUCAAAACUAACUGACAACGGUAUUAGGGAUAUGAUUGUAUCAAUCUCAAUCCUUCAAUGUAGUAUAGAGAACCAGAAAACUGUAUAUGUAUAUAAAUAGAUCGAUAGAUAGAUAGAUAGAUAAAUUUUGUUAAAUUGAAUCCAGGCAAGUUUUAUUUCAGUUUUCUAAUGUAAGUUCACAAUA
This is a messenger RNA of Exaiptasia diaphana, 1391 nucleotides long. Its product is annotated as fibroblast growth factor 1. The transcript has 4 exons. The coding region runs from base 571 to 1203 and encodes 210 amino acids. NCBI's taxonomy places the organism in Eukaryota, Metazoa, Cnidaria, Anthozoa, Actiniaria, Aiptasiidae. Gene Ontology annotation, molecular function: growth factor activity; fibroblast growth factor receptor binding. Gene Ontology annotation, biological process: animal organ morphogenesis; positive regulation of gene expression; fibroblast growth factor receptor signaling pathway. The record is from RefSeq and is a predicted model, not a curated record. Gene Ontology annotation, cellular component: cytoplasm.